Messenger RNA from Aspergillus bombycis, 1218 nucleotides. RefSeq lists its product as uncharacterized. Gene Ontology annotation, molecular function: 5-diphosphoinositol pentakisphosphate 1-kinase activity; diphosphoinositol pentakisphosphate kinase activity; inositol hexakisphosphate kinase activity. Lineage: Eukaryota; Fungi; Ascomycota; Eurotiomycetes; Eurotiales; Aspergillaceae. The record is from RefSeq and is a predicted model, not a curated record. Gene Ontology annotation, cellular component: cytosol. The transcript is spliced from 2 exons. Bases 1 to 1218 code for a protein of 405 amino acids. Gene Ontology annotation, biological process: inositol phosphate biosynthetic process; inositol metabolic process.
AUGUCAGCACUCUACAAACUGGCCGCAGUCAACAAUGGCCCCGAGACCAGCUGGGACGACAACCACAUGAGACUCCUCACUCGACUGAACGAUGAGGACAUCGAAAUCCUCCAACUUCCCUCGCCCAAGUGUUCCGCUAAACGCAUCUCGACCGAGUUGUGCCGGGCGCCAGGGCAGAAAGACCACAUCAUGAGUCCUCCCUGGCGACUCGGCAUCUGUGCCAUGGAAGACAAGGCACUCAGCAAGGCCAACCAGGAGAUAUUCCGUCGCUUACAGGUCGACGGUCUUAUCGAAGUGGUCCUGUUCGGUGACAAGACGCUGUUGAGUAAGACGCCGGAGGAAUGGCCGAUCUGUGAUUUCCUGAUCGCGUUUUAUUCUGAUGGGUUUCCCCUCGAGAAGGUCAUCUCGUACACAAGACUCCGCUCGCCGUUCUGCUAUAAUGACUUGCUUAUGCAGGGCGUUCUCUUUGAUCGUCGGCUCUGUAAUAGAGUCUUGGAUCACCUGGGUGUGCAGACUCCCAAGCGGCUUGAGGUCAACCGUGACGGGGGUCCCAGGGCCCAUGAUUGGGGUCUCGUUCAGCACGUGUAUGAUCGGAUUGGGCUGGAAUUACCAGGUCCGGGGGAAGCGGAAGCAACCCGUAGGCGGUCCCAUCCACCGAGCGUGUCUCUUUCGGAGGACGGGAAUACGCUCCUGGUGGACGGCCGAACGCUCCACAAGCCCUUUGUGGAGAAGCCCGUCAGUGCGGAAGACCACAACAUCUACAUUUACUUCCCAUGCUCCGAGUACGACCCUGAGUUGGUCGUGCCCCGGUGUAUUACCGAGCAGGGGACGACCAGUAGUUACGUGUACGAGCCGCUCCUGAACGCCGACAAUGGAGAAGAUGUCAAGGCCUACGCAGUGGGGCCCCAGUACUGUUUUGCGGUGACGCGGAAAUCGCCCGCAGUCACAGGCGUGGUCCAUCGGGAUGCGACUGGCAAGGAAGUAAGACUACCCACUGAGGUCAGCAAGCAGGAGGCAGACGCGGCCGCCAAGAUCUCAACAGGAUUUGGUCAGUCGGUCUGCGGGUUCGACAUCGUGCGCAAUAAAGGCAAGAGCUACGUGAUCGACGUCAAUGGUUGGACCUCGGUGAAAAAUCAGCCUAGUUUCUACGGUCAAUGCGCCGAGAUCCUGCAGCAGAUGCUUAUGUCUCAUGUUGCUCAUGGGAUUGCGAAGAACUGA